AUGUCCAGAGAUCAUUAUAGCUUUAACUCCUUUGUGCGUGGCCACCAAGUUUAUAAGGAUGAAUGGACACCCACUGUUGGCAAGAGUUUGAACUGCGUGAGAGAACCGCUAAAUGAAAAGGACAAGAAUGCGGUUGCAGUCAUGUGAGAUGAAAAAGUGGUCGGCCACGUGCCGCUGUCCUAUUCAUGCUGUGUAAGCCAGUUUUUAGAAAUCAGCUCAAGUACUGUAACAUGCAUGGUGACUGGAAAGGGAGUAAAUCAAGGUCGUGGUUAUGGCCUAGGAGUGCCUUGCUGGUAUUCAUUUAAAAGGAACUCGCUAGCUUUGAAAUGGCUUAGUGAACGCAUUGCGAAAGAAAGAUUGUUGAGGACGUUUUGGCAAAAAAAAGAAAAACCACCGCAGCAAGAGGAAGCAGCAAGGGAAUAA
Messenger RNA from Porites evermanni, 423 nucleotides. NCBI's taxonomy places the organism in Eukaryota, Metazoa, Cnidaria, Anthozoa, Scleractinia, Poritidae. The record is from the annotation of a GenBank genome assembly.